Molecule: messenger RNA, 2019 nt
Organism: Phalacrocorax carbo (great cormorant)
Lineage: Eukaryota; Metazoa; Chordata; Aves; Suliformes; Phalacrocoracidae
Source: RefSeq, a predicted model, not a curated record
UCAGCCCCCCCUCUUCCUUCAUCCUCCCCGGCUGCCUUCACCCCCCUUCUCCUCUCUGUCCACAUCUCCUCUUCCUCCUAGCCUCCCUCUCCCCCAUCCUCCCCUUCUCCCUCAUCCUUCAUCCCCCUCUGCCUCCUCUUCCCCAGCCUUCCUCCCGCCCUUCCUCCUCCUCCUCUCCCUCCUCCCUCCGUGUCCCCAUCCUCCUCCUCUUCCUCCCCAUCUCCCUCCCACCUACCGCCUCCCCCUCUCCCUCCUCUUCCUCCCCCAGCAGUGACGUCUCUGGACGUGCUGCUCCCCGGCCCGGCGCAGGCACCGCUCGGGGCUCCCGCACCGCGGCCCGGCGCGGCCGCAGCCUCCGGCAAGGCGCGGGCGCUGCCUGGGGCCGCCCAUGCGGCCGGGGGGCGAUGCGGGCGGCGCGGAGCCGGCGGUAGUGCCCGCACCGGGCCCCCCCGGGAGCAUGGGCUGCAUCGGCUCCAAAACCACCAUCGUGGCUGUGGACACGACGCUGUGCGUUGAGUGGAAGGAGGUGAAAGCGCUGUCGCCGCUGAGUGCCACCCGCCCACUGCCCCGCCUGGCACGCCAGGCCUCCUUCGACAGCCAGGACUUCCUCCAGGUCAAUGUGGAGGACACUGUCGAGAUGCUGCCCAAAUCACGGCGUGCGCUGACCAUCCAGGAGAUCGCUGCCCUGGCCCGCUCCUCGCUGCACGGCAUCUCACAGGUGGUGAAGGAGCAUGUGACAAAGCCGACAGCCAUGGCGCAGGGCCGUGUCGCCCACCUCAUCGAGUGGAAGGGCUGGUGCAAACCAGUGGAGCCGCGCACCGCCCUGGAGAGCGCCUUCAGCUCCUACUGCCACUUGAGCGAGGGCGAGCAGGAGGCACGCUUCGCUGCUGGCGUGGCAGAGCAGUUUGCCAUCGCUGAGGCCAAGCUGCGAGCCUGGUCCUCGGUGGACGGGGAUGACUCCAACGAUGAGUCCUACGACGAGGACUUCAUGCCCUCCACAGAGAGCUCCCAGCCCACCGAGAUGUCCAGCACGGUGCCUGCCAGUGUGCUGCUGCGAGACCUGCUGCAAGGUCACCUGUGCCAGCUGGGCGUGCGGCAUGGCUCCUGCGAGCCCGAGAGCGACUCCUCGCACACCCUAUCCCCUGAGACCCUCUGCUCCAGCCUCUGCAGCCUGGAGAUGGUGUCCCCCUCUGAACUCACUGCCAAACUGCUGGGCUCCCUGGGGGGUGAGGACCUGCUGCUGCCCAAGCUGCCCGCCCCGGCCAGCCAAAGUGCCUUGAGGGGCCUGGCACGGCUCCGGUGCCAGGACUCCCUCUACUCUGUGUCCUACGCCGAAGCCUGCCUCUCACCCACGGAGGACGAGGUGGUGCUGAGCAAGGACUUCCCGCUCCGCCGGAAAGUCUCUGAUGUCGCCUCCUCCGGGGUGGCAUCGCUGGAGGAGGAGGAGGCUGAAGAGCCCUGAUGCCCCCCUGGGGUGCCCUGCCUCUCCUGGCGGGGGUCCAGCCCCCCAGCUGCUGCCCCCCAGCCGGACCCUGUGCUGGGCGAGGGACAGGCCCUGUUGCCACUCCCCCUCGCUAGCCGGGCGCAGGGGAGGUUUGGGGGGCUGUCACAGCGCCCCCCCGGCCAGUGUGCCCCCACUGUGCCCCGGCCCCGCUUGGCCACAUUGUUGCCCCCCCUGGAUUUUUGCAUGAGAACGGGGAAAGGCUUGGGGAGGUCCAACCCCUGCCCUGAUGCCCACAUGUGCCCCCCAAAACUGAUGAGACUGAAUCAGUGGGGCUGGUUGUUCGCAUGUUCCCCCCCAAACCACCCUGGGGUCCCCUUUCAGGCGUGGCCCACCCCCGGCAUGGCUAAACCUCUCUGAGUAUCCUAUGGUGCCCCUGCCCUGUGCCUGGCACCCUCGGCUCAGGGCCAUAGUGGGGAUUUGGGGAGCAGGGGGCUUUUCUCCUCUCUCCCUGGCUGGCUUUUAUCAGACUGAGUUUUAUACUGUGAACUGCUGCCUCGGGGUAUGGGGCCAGCGGG